GCCCCUCCGCCUGUUUCCAAGCCUGGGCUCUUUGGAGUGGCUGACGCUGUGGAGCGCUUCAGGAGCCUGUGAAUGAACCCUCCUCCUCUCCCUCCUCCUUCUCGCCGAGUCUCCUCCUCGGCUCUGACGGUACAGUGAUAUAAUGACGGUGGGUGUCACAACCCGCAUUUGAACUUGCAGGCGAGCUGCCCCGAGCCUUUCUGGGUGAAGAACUCAAGGCGCGCGGGUGCAGCAGCUGCGACCAUUAGGUGCUGCGGACAGGCGCUGGGACAAGGAUCUGCGGCUAGCAGCGCAUCCUCCCUCCUCUCCAGCUCCGUCCUGCACUCGCCGCAUCCUUCCCCAGGCGACCGCGCUUCCUAUGUGAUCUGCCGGGGCAACGCCGAGUCCAUCCUCACAGCUCAGCGGUGAAUUUCCCCCCAAACUGCUGUAAGCCGCCUUUCAAGGACAAGAUGUUGAUAAAUUUGAAAGGCAUCUUAUGGAUGUGUUCAACUUUAUUAUUAGCCCAGGCACUACAUAAAGCCAAAAUGGAAACAAGCCCACCUGUUAAAGGCUCUCUGUCUGGAAAAGUGGUCCUACCUUGUCAUUUUUCAACCUUGCCUACCUUACCACCCAAUUACAACACAAGUGAAUUUCUCAGAAUCAAAUGGUCUAAGAUGGAAGUUGACAAAAAUGGAAAAGAUAUAAAGGAGACAACUGUCCUGGUGGCCCAAAACGGGAAUAUCAAGAUUGGUCAGGACUACAAGGGGCGAGUGUCAGUGCCAACACAUCCCGACGAUGUAGGUGAUGCCUCCCUCACCAUGGUUAAACUCCGCGCCAGUGACGCAGGUGUCUACCGCUGUGAUGUCAUGUAUGGGAUUGAAGACACUCAAGAUACCAUGUCACUGUCUGUGGACGGUGUUGUGUUUCACUACAGAGCAGCGACCAGCAGAUACACCCUGAACUUUGCUGCUGCUCAACAGGCCUGUUUGGAUAUCGGGGCGGUCAUAGCAACCCCCGAGCAGCUCUUUGCUGCCUAUGAAGAUGGAUUUGAGCAGUGUGAUGCAGGAUGGCUGUCUGAUCAAACUGUCAGAUAUCCCAUACGGGCUCCCCGAGAGGGCUGUUACGGAGACAUGAUGGGGAAGGAAGGGGUUCGGACCUAUGGAUUCCGCUCUCCCCAGGAAACCUAUGACGUGUAUUGUUAUGUGGAUCACCUGGACGGCGAUGUGUUCCACAUCACCGCUCCCAGUAAGUUCACCUUCGAGGAGGCGGAAGCAGAGUGUACAAACCAGGAUGCCAGGCUGGCGACUGUUGGAGAGCUUCACGCAGCUUGGAGGAACGGCUUUGACCAAUGCGAUUACGGCUGGCUGUCUGAUGCCAGCGUGCGGCACCCUGUGACUGUGGCCAGGGCCCAGUGUGGAGGUGGUCUACUUGGGGUGAGAACCCUGUAUCGUUUUGAGAACCAGACAUGCUUCCCCUCCCCUGAUAGCAGAUUUGAUGCCUACUGCUUUAAACCUAAACAGAAUAUAUCAGAGGCAACCACCAUCGAAAUGAAUAUCCUCGCAGAAACUGCAUCACCCAGUUUAUCCAAAGAACCACACAUGGUACCUGACAGAGCUACACCAGUCAUUCCAUUAGUCACCGAAUUACCUAUUUUUACCACACACUUCCCUCCUGCAGGAAAUAUAGCCAAUUCUGAACAGAAAUCUGUAGUCUAUUCUCAGGCUAUCACAGACAGAUUAGUCACUGAAUCACCCACAGCUGCUGGGAAUACCAUCAACUCUUGGGAUGUGGAUGAUUACUUACCUUCUGGAUCAGGACCACUUGGAAAGCCAAGCAUAUCUGAAAUUAAGGAGGAAGAACUCCAAAGUACAACUGCCAUCUCCCAACAUGCUACUGGCUCACAGGAUGGAAUUACAGAGGAUAUGCAAACACAUGAAUCAGUUACACAGAUUGAACAAAUAGAAGUGGGCCGCUUAGUAACAUCCAUGGAAAUCACAAAUCACAUUUCUUUCAAGGAAUUGCCAGGAACCAAAGCACCAAUCACAAAUCACAUUUCUUUCACGGAAUUGCCAGGAACCAAAGCACUCUCUGAAUCCACAGAAGUCACCCUUGAACAUAAGACUGAAACGCCAACAGUAAGCACCAGUCCUGAAUUGACAACCACAAGUCACUAUGGAUUCACCUUGAGAGAAGAUGGUAGAGAAGACAGAACACUGACAGUUAGAUCUGGUCAGAGCACCCAGGUUUUUAGCCAAAUUCCCGAAGUCAUCACAGUAUCAAAAACAUCAGAAGACACGACCUACUCACAGCUAGGGGACUUAGAGUCCACUUCAACAUCAACAGUAGCCAUGCUUGGUACAGAGAGACCAUUGAUAGAUAAAGAGAAAGAACCCAAAACUAAUGGUAAGAUGACUGAAGAUGAGUUUGGUCAAUCACAGCCUUCAACCGCCUUCCCAUUACAGCAUCUUACAGAAGUAGAAUUGCUUCCAUAUUCUGCUGACACAAUAUCAGUAGAGGGAAUGUCCACGGUUAUUUAUCCAUCAUUACAAACAGAUGUGACACAAGGAAGAGAGAGAACAGAAACACCCAAGCCAGAGUUGAAAAAAGAACCUUACACAGUUGAUGAGAUAGUAGAAAAGAUCACCAAAGAUCCAUUUAUAGGUACAACAGAAGAAGGCUUCUCUGGAAUGCCUCUUUCUACAUCUUCCUCAGAGUCUUCAGUGGAAAGGAUGGAAUCUGUUUCCCCAGCAUUAACAAUUGAGAUGUUAACUUUGAAGCCAACAGAAGCAAGAGAUGUGGAAGAAAUGACAAUCCUGACUAGAUUAGAAACAGAUGUUACAAAGUCUGACAAAGAUGUUACAAGAGUUCAUUUGACCCACAGUACUUCAAAGGUGGAAGUGGUCACAGUAUCAAAAUGGCCAGAGGAUGAAGAUAAUACAACUUCAAAGCCUUUACCCUCAACAGAACAUGAGGUUUUUACAAAAUUGCCUCCUGUAUCACUUAGCACUAUAGGAAUAAAUGGAAAAGAUAAAGAAAUCCCAAGUUUCACAGAUAGAGGGGAUGAAUACACUCUUUUCCCAGAUGGUACCCCAAAACCAUUAGAAAAGGUUUCUGAGGAAGAUUUAACAUCUGGAGAGUUUUCAGUUACAUUUCAGACAUCUACAUCCAUUGCCAGUACAGAAAAGUCAACUUCCGGAAAGCCUACAACUGGAGACAUUUUUCUGCCCACCACAAGCACAGAAGACCAGGCCAUCAAUACAACUGUGGAAGGAAGUGCUUUGAGUGAAGAUACAGAUACCUCCAAGCCACUAUUUACUGGUCCCCCAUUUGUCCACACCUCCGAUGUGGAAGAACUGGCGUUUGUUAAUUAUAGUAGUACUCAGGAGCCCACAUCUUAUGUAGACCUAUCCCAUACUACUCCUCUUUCUAUAAUUCCCAAGACAGAAUGGAGUGAAUUGGAAACUUCUGUUCCACUAGAAGAUGAGGAUCUAGGCAAAUCUGAUCAAGAUAUCCUUGAACAGUCUCAUCUAGAAGCAACCAUCUCUCCCAAAGCUUUAAGAACAACAGAAGUCUCACAGGGAGAAACCCAGGAAGAACCACAAACCCCAGGAAUCCCAUUUCCUGCUUUCAGUUCUACUGCAGUUAUGACCAAGGAGACAACAGCAUUUGAAGAGGGGGAGGGAUCAACAUAUACUCUCUCUGAAGACAGAUUGAUGACAGGUUCUGAAAGAAUCCCAGGUUUAGAAACAACUCCAGUUGCUAUAUCUUAUCCACCUGGUGCAAUAACAGACCAGGAAGUGGAAAUGGAUACAAUGGUAACACUGAUGUCAACCAUUAGGCCAACAGUAAUUUUAAGUACAGAGCCAGAAAUAAUUUAUGAAGCAGAAGGUAGUAGUCCAACGGAAUUUGCAUCGACUCUGAGGCCCUUCCAGAGUCAUGUCACACAACUUAUGGAAGAAACUACCGUUGAAGAAAAAAAGACAUCCUUAGAUUAUACAGAUUUAGGCUCAGGGUUAUUUGAACCAAGAGCCACUGAGUUCCCAGAUUUUCCAACAGCUCCAAGUGAAAUCAGUGUCUUUACUGCCAGUGACAGCCUUCACAGAACGCCACCCUUGAGGCCAUUUUCAUCAUUGACUGAGGAACCACGUGUCUCUGAGAAGGAGCCCAGUGAGAAAACAACAGGUGACGUUAUACUUUCUAGAGAAUCUGUAACACAGCCCCCUCUGACAACUCUCAUUGAUACUGUAGCCAAGAAAACAGAAUCUGACAUUGAUCACAUGACCUCAAAGCCUCCUGUAACACAGCCAACAAGACCGUCAGUUGUGGAAAGAAAAACAACCUCCAAACCUCAAGAGUUGUCUACUUCACCAUCCCCAGCAGGGACCAAAUUCCACCCUGACAUAAAUGUUUAUAUUAUUGAGGUCAGAGAGAACAAGACAGGUCGAUUGAGUGAUAUGAUUGUAAAUGGUCAUCCAAUAGAUUCAGAAUCUAAAGAAGAGGAACCUUGCAGUGAAGAAACAGAUCCACUGCAUGAUCUGUUUGCUGAAAUUUUACCUGAGUUAACAGAUUCCUUUGAAAUAGACAUAUACCACAGUGAGGAAGAUGAAGAUGGAGAGGAGGACUGUGUAAAUGCAACCGAUGUGACAACUACUCCAUCAGUGCAGUACAUCAAUGGGAAGCAGCUCGUUACCACAGUGCCCAAGGACCCAGAAGCCGCAGAAGCUAGGCGUGGCCAGUAUGAAAGUGUUGCACCUUCUCAGAAUUUCUCAGAUAGUUCUGCAACUGACAACCAUCAGUUUAUACUGGCAGAAACCAAAUUGUCAACUACCACGCAAUUUAACAAAUCUAAAGAUGCCAGUGAAUUGUUAGAAAUCACAUGGAAACCUGAGACUUACCCAGAAACACCAGAACACUUUUCAAGUGGUGAGCCUGAUGUUUUCCCUACACUUUCAUCCCAUGAUGGUAAAACCACCAAAUGGUCAGAGUCCAUCACAGAGAGCAAUCCAAACCUUGAGAAUCCAGAGCACAAACAAUCUAAGCCUAUACCUCUGCUUCCUGAAGAGUCUUCAGGAGAGGGUGCCAUUGACCAAGCAUCCCAGAAAACAACCUUUUCUAGGGCUACAGAAGUAGCACUUGCUAAAGAGACAGACCAAAGUCCUACCAUAUCUACCUCUAGCAUACUUUCAAGUUCUGUGUCAGUAAAUGCCUUGGAGGAAGAACCAAUUACUCUAACAGGAAUCUCACAGACUGAUGAAUCCAUGUCUAAUGUGGAAAGCUGGGUAGAGAUAACACAUAGCCAAACAGUAGAGUUCUCGGGGAGUUCUUCACCUCCUGUUAUUGAAGGGUCUGGGGAAGUGGAAGAAGAUAAAAAUAAAAUCUUCAACAUGGUAACUGAUUUACCACAGAGAGAUCCUACAGAUAGACUCAUCCCCUCCGAUAUGAGCAAGGUAAUAGUCACAGACCACCGCAUUUAUAUUCCUGCAACCACCUCUUCUUUGGAUUCACAACUACCUUCUGCAGAUGCAAAGCCUACACAAUUUGGAAUUCAAACAGCCACCUCUGAGUGGGUUUCUGGUACAUCUUUUGAAGGAAGGAAAAGAGAAGAAGACAAGGAGGGAACUGUGAAUGCAGCCCACAGAGGGGAAGUCCAAGCAGCAACAGAGAGGUCAGACCACUUACUUUUAGCCCCAGAAUUAGAAAGUUUAAAUGUAGCUGCAUCUAGUGAUCCAGCUACCUGGAAAGGUUUUAUGCCAGAGACUACACCUACAGAGUCUGAAAAGGCAAUGGCAAAUUCAACUCCUGUUUUUAGAGAAACAAAUGAUGUAGUCAGUGUGGAGGCACAGCCUUGGGAGCAUAGUAGCAGUAGUCAGCCCAGGGUCCAGGAAGAGCUGACCACUGUCUCAGGAAAGCACCCCUCUCUUUUCAUGGACCUGGGUUCAGGGGAUGCUAGUACUGAUAUGGAAUUCAUCACGGCUUCUUUAUUAAAUGUAGAGUCUGAAACCAAAGUAAGAAAAGAAUUACUCAGCACUCCAUCUCCCAGUAUGGGGAUUUCAUCCUCUUUUGAGCCAACAGGAUUAAUUCCAAGUACUGUAUUAGACAUAGAAAUUGCUGGAGUUAUGAGCCAGACAUCCCAGAAGACACUGAUUUCUGAAAUAUCAGGAAAGCCAACUUCCCAGGCAGAAGUAAACGAUUUAUAUACAGGUUUUCCUUUGGGAGAAGAUUUUAGUGGUGACUUCAGUGAAUAUCCAACAGUGUCUUAUCCAACAGUGAAAGAGGAAACAGCGAGGUUGGGAGGCUCUGAGAAUGAACGACUUAGGGAUACACAGAGUUCAUCAUCUAUACCGCCUACCUCAGACAACAUCAGCCCAGUGCCUCACUCAGAAGGACUUGGCAGUACUGUGGUCAGUACCACAGCCUUCCCCUGGGAAGAGUUCAUGACCUCAGCUGAGGGCUCAGGUGAGCAGCUGACCUCAGCCAGCAGCUCUGUUGGUCCAGUGCUUCCACUAGCUGUGGACAUCUUUUCUGGUACAGAGUCUCCAUAUUUUGAUGAAGACUCUGAAGAAGUGGCUGCAGUGACAGAAGCAAAUAAAAGAUCCACUGCUUUGCCAACAGCAGCAAGUGGAAAUACUAUAGAUCCGACAGAAAAUGGGGACAUAGACAUAAAUAGUUCAAUGUCAGUGGACUUUCCCCAGACAACAGAGCCAACCAAAUUUUGGUCUAAACCAGAAGUCGAUCCUGAAAAACAAGAAAUUGGAAUAGAAACAGUAACACAGGAUAAAGCUCAGGGACAAACGACUUUUGAAUCUCUCCAUAGUUCUCUUGCACCAGAACAAACAAUUUUGGUAACCCAAUCUCUUAUUGAAACUGAAUUCCAAACUCCAGAUUACUCUAUGUUAACAACAAUGAAAAUGUACAUUCAUAACAAGGAAGUAGAGGAGGAAGACACGUCCAUAGCUCAUAUGUCGACUACAGGUCCAGGGGUCAAAGACGUGGAAUCACAUACUAGGCAUCCUGAAGCUACUGGAAAGGCACACACCGCUUUAGUGACUGAAACUGGACCAGCUAGAAGUGUAGUCUUGGAUUCCUCAACUCAAGAGGAGGAAAGUAUAAAACUCUUCCAAAAAGGCACGAAACUAACAAAUAAAGAGUCAAAUACUGAUCUCUCAUUUUCUGGACUGGGAUCAGGAGAGGCUUUGCCUCCUUUACCUACAGCAUCAGUGAGUUUGACUGACAUGGAGCGGAUCAUUAGCACAUUGUAUCCUGAGACGUCUCACAUGGAAAACUUAGGAACAAGCAUCUUCGGUGACAAAGUAGAAGACCAUGAAAGAAUGGAAGAUGCAUCAAAUGAAGUUCGAACACUCAUUUCCAAAAUAGGCAGCAUCUCUCGAAACCACACGGAGGCGCCCAAUGCAACUUUGAGUGAUACUAAAACAGAAGAACCUACACCUUCAACUCUUCCUUUUACAAAGCUUGUGGAUGUGAAACUUUCUCCAGAGCAGACCCUCAGGUGGGAAGAGGAAAUCCAGACACAUAGAAUGCAAACUAUGAGUAGACAGAUCUCUAAUGAAAAUUCCUCAGCAUCAGAAGCUGUAGCAGCAGCAACCUCCCCCACUGCUUUAGUGCCUCAAACUUACAGUGUUGAAAUGACCAAACCCUUAGCUACAUCAGAGUCACAAACAUCUGACUUAUUUAAUGUAAACUCUGGAGAAGGAUCCGGAGAAGUGGAUGCUCUUGGCUUUGUGUACGCCUCUGGAACUACUCAGGCAAGCAGUCAAGGAGACAGCACAUUAUCUUCUCAUGGAUUCCUGGAAGAGCAUCCAGAGGUGUCAAGGACUGAGGCUGGAGCUACUGAUGGAUCUCCAACAGCUUCAGUGAUGUUCCUGCAUCACUCAGAGUACGAGAGGUCCCCGUAUCCAACUAGCACAGUGCCAAGCACAGUGUCAUAUAAGAGUACCUCAGAAAGUACUGCAGAUGGUUUGCAAGACCAUAUCAGUUCUACCUUGAAACCUAGCAGAAGAAAAAGCACUGAAAGUAUUAUUAUAGAUCUAGACAAAGAGGAUAGUAAGGACUUAGGAUUGACAAUUACUGAGAGUGCUAUUGUUGAAAUUCUCCCUGAGCUGACAUCAGAUAAAAAUAUUAUUAUAGACAUUGAUCACACUAAACCUGUAUACGAGUACAUCCCAGGAAUACAAACAGACCUAGAUCCAGAGAUAUCAUUGGGAUCACAUGGCAGUAAUGAAGAAAGUCUUCAAGUUCAAGAGAAGAAUGAGGCAGCUGUCAACCUUUCUCCAACUGAGGAAGCAUUUGAGAGCUCUGGUGAUGCACUUAUUGCUGGCUACACUCAAGUGAUGUACAAUGCGUCUGUGACUCCCAGUAAUGGAAAACAGGCAGAUGACAUAGGCUUUAGUUUAGCCACUGGGAUUCCAGUUUCUAGCACAGAGACAGAAUUAGAUACUUUCUUCCCCACAGUGUCAACCCUGCACAUUCCUAGUAAGCUAACUACAGGCAGUCCAGAGAUUGAUAAAUCCAACAUUGAAACAAUAUCUCUGGAUGAUAUAUUUGAAUCAAGCACCUUAUCUGAUGGCCAAGCUAUUGCAGACCAGAGUGAGGUAAUAUCAACAUUGGGGAGUUUGGAAAAAACUCAGGAAGAAUAUGAAGAAAAGAAAUAUGGAGGUCCUUCAUUUCAGCCAGAAUUCUUCUCAGGAGUUGGGGAAGUAUUGACAGAUCCUCCUGCUUAUGUAAGUAUUGGUAGUACAUACUUAAUGGCUCAGCCUUUAACAGAAUUCCCCAAUGUGGUAGAACAAUCUGACUCCACACAUUACACCGAAGCAACACCUGCAGUUUCCUCUCUGGCGGAGCUCUCUCCUCAGACACCAUCUUCUCCCUUCCCUCUCUACAUAGACAGGGAAGUCUCUGAAUUCCCAGAGGUUCCUCACACAAGUGCUCCACCAGCUCUUCCUGCUGCCUCAUCACAACAGUCAAUAGAGGGUCCUUUUAAGGAAGUCCGUGCUAAUAUUGAAGCUACCAUCAAGUCGUUGGGUGAAAAUAUCCACAGAACAGAGCCUCCAUCCACGUCUCCUGACCCUGCUUUAGAUAUUUCAGAACAUGAAAGUAAGACUAAGUUACUAGAAGAACUGGAAACGUCUCCCACAAAAACUGAGACUUCCCAAGACUUCCCAAACAAAGCAAGUGAAACAGCUGGAAUGCUUCCUGGUAUCAGAACAACAGAGAGUGAACCCGUCAUUACUACUGCAGAAGACACGGAGCCAGGAGGUGCCACACAGAGGCCACAUUCUGCUUCUGCUUUUGCAGCUUUCAGAGUUGAGACAGGUGUGGUGCCUCAGCCCAUCCCACAGGAGCCCGAGAGGCCAACCUUUCCUUCCUUGGAAAUUAACCAGGAAACACACACAUCAUUAUUUGGAGAAUCUAUACUGGCAACAUCUGAAAAACAAGUGUCGCAGAAAAUUCUUGAUUACAGUAACCAGGCAACAGUCAGUACUCUGGAUCUAAAUACCGCACAUUCAUUACCACCAUUUUCCAUUCUGGACAAUUCUAAUGAAACUGCUUUCCUGCUUGGCAUUAGUGAAGAGUCCAUAGACGGCACAGCAGUGUACCUACCAGGACCUGAUCUCUGCAAAACAAACCCAUGCCUCAAUGGAGGCACCUGUUAUCCUACCGAGACUUCCUAUGUGUGCACCUGUGCACCUGGAUACAGUGGUGACCAGUGUGAACUAGAUUUUGAUGAAUGUCACUCUAACCCUUGUCGGAAUGGAGCCACGUGUGUGGAUGGUUUUAACACAUUUAGAUGCCUCUGCCUUCCAAGUUAUGUCGGUGCACUCUGUGAACAAGACACUGAGACAUGUGACUACGGCUGGCACAAAUUCCAAGGGCAGUGCUACAAGUACUUUGCUCAUCGCCGCACAUGGGAUGCUGCUGAAAGGGAGUGUCGCCUGCAGGGUGCCCACCUCACAAGCAUCCUUUCUCAUGAGGAACAAAUGUUUGUGAACCGUGUGGGACAUGAUUACCAGUGGAUUGGCCUCAAUGACAAGAUGUUUGAACAUGACUUCCGCUGGACUGACGGCAGUGCAUUGCAAUAUGAGAACUGGAGACCCAACCAGCCAGAUAGCUUCUUUUCUUCUGGAGAAGACUGCGUUGUGAUUAUUUGGCAUGAGAAUGGUCAGUGGAAUGAUGUCCCCUGCAAUUACCACCUCACCUACACCUGCAAGAAGGGAACAGUUGCUUGCGGCCAACCCCCUGUUGUAGAAAAUGCCAAGACCUUUGGAAAGAUGAAACCACGUUAUGAAAUCAACUCUUUGAUUAGAUAUCACUGCAAAGAUGGUUUCAUUCAGCGUCACCUUCCAACUAUCCGGUGCCUAGGAAAUGGGAGAUGGGCAAUGCCUAAAAUAACCUGCAUGAACCCAUCUGCAUACCAAAGGACUUAUUCUAAGAAAUACUUAAAAAAUUCCUCAUCAGCAAAGGACAAUUCUAUAAACACAUCAAAACAUGAGCAUCGCUGGAGCCGGAGGUGGCAGGAAACGAGGCGUUGAUUCUUAACAUGGCGAACAUAUACUUCCUUCACCAUUUCAGCCAAAGCCCUGCCUUUCCGUGCCUUUCCUAUCACCUCAAGAAGAAUUAGCAGUUGGUUUGGAUUUGGGGACUGCCGUCUGGUCAUUUGGGGUGGCUGUACUCUUAAAAUAUUUUCAGUGAAACAUGGAAUUUUGAAAAAGUGAAUAAAAUGAAAGAAAAUGAGCGAAGAAGAGAACCAUUUUCAGCCUAUCUAAUUUCUUUAGUUUUCUCUCUCUCUGCCUCCAGUGCAGAGUGUUUCCUGUACACCAGCCUACUGUACUAUUUAAAAAUUGCAAUUUCAGCACCGAUGGCCGUGUAAAUAAGAUGAUUUAAUGUUGAUUUUAAUCCUGUAUAUAAAAUAAAACAUCACACUCGGUUCAGGCAUAUUUAAUGAUGACUAUGACGCUUUCAAGAUCUCUAAUCAUUGGUUUGGCUGCUAUGCGAUAGUUUGCUUAGGCUGGAAAUGGUUUUGUCUACCCUUUUACUGUCAGCAAGUUUGAGGACGGCUUUUCUGGACAACCAGCAAACAGCAUCUUGCAGGUCUCUGCACGAGUGUCGGCCACGGGAGCCACGCUGAUGCCUGGCUGAUUCCCGGCUGAUGAAACUCUCGGAGCUCCAGGGUGUAACUCUGCUUUGCCACGUUCCUUUUUCUUCACUUACACGAAGCGCCUGAAUGGAGGACUUUUCUAUGACCUGGAACACUUUUUUUUAGGGGUCAAAUUGCUAAAUAUUAACUCAACCGGGUUUCCUUUACAAUGGCUUUCUUAACACUAACGCUGGUAAGGUAACAGAUCAAGGUAUUUGGAAUGGAUAGAGACCAAGGGUUGUGGAGGGUGGGGGAGAGGGUGUUUCUUAGAACAACAACAAAAAAACCAUUUUGUACAUAUAACCAUUUUAAUCCUUUAUAAAAGUUUUGAAUGUUCAUGUAUGAAUGCUGCAGCUGCAAAGCACACGUAAAUAAAUGAAGUAAGCCAUACGGAUUUAAUUUAUUGGAUGUUAUUUUCCCCAAGACCUGAAAUCGAUGUAGUAUGCUAGUAAGUUUUCAGUGUUAGCUUUUAUAUUUUCUUCAUAGUUUGAAACCUUAUAAUAUAGGUACUCCCUCCCAAGUGCUUAUUACAGAGAAUGGAAAUGUGUUUAGCUAUCCUUAAGUGGUAUUUGCCCAUUCCAAGCAAGCAUAGAUGUGUAGAACAGUGUGGCCAUUGCUAAUCGUUAGAUAGCAUGUAUGUAUUGAAGUUUUCACCUCACCCAUUUACCCCUUGCAUUUGAAUAGUGGUUGCUGAAGAUGACGUCUGAAUCCUUAUCUAGGUCUUUUAAGGCUCAAAGUUAAAACUGCUCACAGAAAGAAGGCAUUUAAGGCUCACCGGUUCCCUUCAUUGAUAACAACUUACAGAAAAAUUACAAAUAAAAUGUGAACAGAAGCAAACUUUGAAAUGACACAACUAAGCAAGCAUUGAAGCACCGUGCGGUGUCCCAUACGUAUGGGCAGACUUUGUGUUUUAUACAUCAGAUCAAAGUAAAUACUCAGCAAAGAAGAGUAGAGGAAGAGCAGACUGGGGUUGGUCCUAUGUUGAUUGUUUCUCAUGAAGCCUCCUUUGGCUUAGAGGGAAUGACCGUGCUCACUAGCGUGUCUUAGUGUCUUAGGCAAGGUCCUAGGUCUCGGCAGUCAAUGUAAUCCAUCCUAUGUGUUCUAGAGCACAGAAAAUCACUGUGUUGACUUACUAGGGCUCUUUUCAUUACAAUGCACAUAAUACUUCCCUGUAUUUAUAUUAUAACAUGUAUAGUGUAAAAUGUGAAUGACUUUUUUUGUGAAUGAAAAUCUAAAAUCUUUGUAACUUUUUAUAUCUGCUUUUGUUUCACCAAAGAAACCUAAAAAUUCUUCUUUUACUACAUUGUGACUUGUCUGUUUAUUUCCACCUUU
Apodemus sylvaticus (European woodmouse) is the source of this 12463-nucleotide messenger RNA. It is a transcript of the gene Vcan, whose product is annotated as versican. NCBI's taxonomy places the organism in Eukaryota, Metazoa, Chordata, Mammalia, Rodentia, Muridae. The coding region runs from base 450 to 10526 and encodes 3358 amino acids. Gene Ontology annotation, biological process: cell adhesion. Gene Ontology annotation, molecular function: hyaluronic acid binding; calcium ion binding. The transcript is spliced from 15 exons. The record is from RefSeq and is a predicted model, not a curated record.